AUGGCGUCGUCCGUCGGCGGGGAUUACGGCGCGUCAGGCGGCGGCGGAAGCUGGGUAGCGCUCCUCCGCGCGCUUCUCGCGCAGGAGGAGGUUCUAUUCGGCAUAUUAAUCGCCGGCAGCGCGACGCAGGCCUGGUGGCAGCUCUACGGCGUGUCGCGCUCGCUCAAAGCGCUCAAAUCCGCGCGCGAAACGACCAUCGCGGAGCUCAACGGCGUUCCGCCAGCGGGCGGCGGAGCUUCGGAGGUUCCCCGCGCGGCCGGGGGGAAGGCUGGCGGAAGCGGCGGGUGGUGGCGGUGGUUCAGGCGCGCGCCGGAUCAGGCCAGCGGGUCAGGCGGGGAGAAAUUAGACGGAGCGGGAGGUACCAGCAGUAGCGGGGAUAACAGGAGUAGUGGUAGCAGUGAAAGUAGUGGGUACUUCACGCGCCUAUGGCGGGGGAAUGGAGGCAGAGAGAGCAGGCCAGGGAAGGAUGAUAGCAGUAGUUUCAGCGUCCGCAGCGACACCAGCGGUGGUGGCACCAGCACAAGUAGCAGCAGCAGCAGCAGCAGCAGUGGCGGGUUGAAAUGGCUGUUACCCGUGGGUAGAAGCAAGAGCGAAGAGGGGUCGUCAGCUUCGAGCAAGUCAGCAGCAGCAGCAUGGGGGCAACGUGAGCUGGGGCAGGGGCCGUCGGAUGCGAGUGAGCUAGCGGAUUACACCAACCCCCAUGAGCUCGUGCUGGUCCGAGGCUCCGUGCAGCUCUCCUCCUCUUCUCCCCCUUCCUCCUCCACCUCCGCCUCCUCCGCCUCCUCUUCCUCUCCACUAUCGUUCUCGUUCCCCAAUUUAGGAGCGGGAAAAGGGUCGGGAGCAGCGGCUGGAGGGCAGGGGGAGGGGAUAGGGUUUGGCUCUUCUCCGGUGGCUGUGGAUGGGCGCGGCUGCUCCCCGCUGCUGCCCGUGCAUGGCCCCAAGCAGCCGUGCGCUGUCGUGGAGCGGUCAGACGUGGUCCCCUUCUCUCUAGCAGAGACCUCACACUCAUUAGCGCCACGUGUCGACAUCUCAUUGGUGGGCGCCACACAGCCCCUGCCUCUACACACCGUCUACAGUCACAUGCAAAAGGCCGAUCCCUCAUGGGGCGCCACUGCCCUCCACGUGCUUAUCGGGAAGCGCCUCCCAGUGGGCCUGCGCACGGACGAGAGGGUGCUGCCGAUCAAUCACGAGCUGACAGCUGUCGGCCACGUCAGGCGCAGAUCGGACGGUCGCCCCGCCAUCUUCGCUUCUCCCAAGUUCCCUUCUCUUCCCAUCCCAGAGACCAAGGCAGGCAUGAUUCAGAAGCUGAACCAGCGGUGGGGGUGCGCUGCUGGGGUGGGGCAUGCUGCUGUGCAUGCUAACGCCCUAACCCCUUCCUCUUCCUUUCCUCUCCAUCCUCCCCCACUCUCCCAUCUCUUCCAGCUUCUCUGA
Closterium sp. Naga37s-1 is the source of this 1431-nucleotide messenger RNA. NCBI's taxonomy places the organism in Eukaryota, Viridiplantae, Streptophyta, Zygnematophyceae, Desmidiales, Closteriaceae. The record is from the annotation of a GenBank genome assembly.